AUGGAUAGUUCUAAAGAAAUUCAAGAUCAAGAUUCGUGUAACUGGAGUAAUAGCAACUCUCUCAACCCAAUUGCUCAACAAAAGGAUGGUGCAUGUUGCUUUGCUUUUGCCAUAUGCGGCGUAAUCGAAUUCUUACAUUGCAUCGAAAAGAAUGUUCAAGAACGCAUAUUACUAUCUCCCCAAGAUAUUUAUGAUAAUUUAGUUAAAAGUGAAAAUGAAAAUGCAAAGGGAUUCACUAUUCCCCAUGUUAUUGAAUGGGUAAGGGUGAACGGGUGUGUCUUAGAAUCUUCAUGCCCUUAUGUGGGAAAGUUUAGGCCAGUGGAAAGAAAGCGCAAGGUCUAUUUAAGAAUCACUACAUCAUUUGCCAUUGAUCUUAGAAAUGAUCUUGCCUUCAAAAAAGCCAAACAUAAAAAGUACGAAAAACAGCUUCAAGCUGAGAUAAGAAUCGCACCUGUUGUUGCACAGAUGAUAUGGACUAGUCACAUGAGCUUAUGGAAAGGAGAUAAUGUAUAUUCUAUUCAAGAUGCCAAAACUUUUGAAAAUAAAGAAGUUGAUGAAAAGGAGAUAGAGUAUCAUGCUGUAAUGAUUGUCGGAUUUGGCCAAAGAAGGGAGAAGAAAAAAAUAACUAAAUACUGGAUCAUCAAAAACUCACAUGGAGUAGAAUGGGGGAACAAGGGUUAUUGUAAGAUAGAGCGAGAACCAAUUAACGGUGAGUUAUUAAUUGAAAUGGCAUGGAUUCUAAAGGGUGUUACUUAUAAAGAUCAGAAUGGGUCAAAGUAA
Vicia villosa (hairy vetch) is the source of this 780-nucleotide messenger RNA. RefSeq lists its product as uncharacterized. Gene Ontology annotation, cellular component: lysosome. The transcript is spliced from 4 exons. The record is from RefSeq and is a predicted model, not a curated record. Gene Ontology annotation, molecular function: cysteine-type endopeptidase activity. NCBI's taxonomy places the organism in Eukaryota, Viridiplantae, Streptophyta, Magnoliopsida, Fabales, Fabaceae. The coding region runs from base 1 to 780 and encodes 259 amino acids.